AUGGGUCUCGCCUUUUCUAAGAUUUUCGACAAGCUGUGGGGGAAGAAGGAGAUGAGAAUUCUCAUGGUCGGUCUCGAUGCCGCCGGUAAAACCACCAUUCUGUACAAGCUGAAGCUUGGUGAAAUCGUCACCACCAUCCCCACUAUUGGCUUCAACGUCGAGACUGUUGAGUACAAGAACAUCCAGUUCACCGUGUGGGAUGUCGGUGGUCAGGACAAGAUCCGUCCUCUGUGGAGACACUACUUCCAGAACACCCAGGGCAUCAUCUUCGUCGUGGACAGCAACGAUCGGGAUCGUAUCGUCGAGGCCCGAGAGGAACUUCAGCGUAUGCUGAACGAGGAUGAGCUGCGAGAUGCCAUCCUGCUCGUCUUCGCCAACAAGCAGGAUCUGCCCAACGCCAUGAACGCUGCCGAGAUCACCGACAAGCUCGGCCUUCACAGCCUGAGACAACGCGCCUGGUACAUCCAGUCGACUUGUGCCACAUCCGGAGAUGGUCUGUACGAGGGUCUCGAAUGGCUCGCCACCACUCUCCGAAAGGCUGGUCACCAGUAA
This is a messenger RNA of Trichoderma breve, 552 nucleotides long. RefSeq names its product ADP-ribosylation factor family domain-containing protein. Gene Ontology annotation, molecular function: GTP binding; GTPase activity. Gene Ontology annotation, biological process: intracellular protein transport; vesicle-mediated transport. The coding region runs from base 1 to 552 and encodes 183 amino acids. Lineage: Eukaryota; Fungi; Ascomycota; Sordariomycetes; Hypocreales; Hypocreaceae. Gene Ontology annotation, cellular component: cytoplasm; plasma membrane. The record is from RefSeq and is a predicted model, not a curated record. The transcript is spliced from 4 exons.